AUGUCGCGACUUAAGAAGGUUCUGCCUAUACUCUCCUCUCAUACCUCCUCCAUCACUUUGGCACCCGACCUGGCAUGGUCACCCGUCGGGACUCAUGAUCUCCUCGCAGAGCUUGAGAGUCUAUACUGGGAAGGCGUCAAAGCCGAGCUUGAAAACAUAGUCCGGACCCUCAAAGCAUGGCAGCAGCCCGAGUGCUCCGACGUCUCGGUCAGCGACGAGGACGACACCCAUAUCCACGGUUUCGACACGUUCCUUGAUCAGGUCAGCCAGGAGGCUCGGGCCUUUGCUAAACGAUAUGGAAACCUGAGAGAGAAUCAGCUUCGAGGGAAGAUUGCCGGUCCCCUUGACCGUGCCCCAUCGGAUAGGGCUGUCUUUAUGGAUGUGGUAGAGAACCAGUUUGCGGAAUAUGCGAGCAGCAAGAUCAGGUCUGCUGUCAGAAAAUCAAUCAAGAGCGUGCCCAAACUCAAGGGGAUGGAGCAGAGGGCUUGGGUUCUCCUCCAGGCUGCUGGUUUCCUGGAUAUGGAAAAGCUGGUCGAACAUCGCCCACCGCUUGAUGAUGUUGGGUUCUGGAAGAGGCCAGCCAUUCCCCAACUGGCCUUGCACGGAUUCAAUAAAGACUGGAGACCCAGCUUUCAGUCACUUCGCUGUAAGAGGCAAGGCUGCAACGGCAUUAUCCGCGGGAGCAUGUUUGUCUGCCAGGACAAGAGCGAGCCCAGCGUCGUCUGCGAGGAAUGCUACCGUAGUCAUUACUACGGGAAGGAGAACUACACCAAAACUUACAAGCACUGCGUCUUGACCGAGUCUAUCACGCCCGAGAUAAGCAGAGACAUGUGCCAUUGCGAAGGAGUGCCUCACGAAGACGACAAAGGGCAACCCUUGAGUCUCUUCCCAGUCCCCAAGAAGGCAUUCCAUUUGAAACAUACUAUCCCACCCUGUAACCUCGUUGACUUGGGGGAUCAGGUUGCUCUGGCCAAGUACCAGGGUCUGCAGACAGCCCUGGGGGGCAAAGAAAAGGUAGAGAAGCAACGGAGAGAGUUGACCAAGGUCGAACUGCCCAACGGCAAAAAGUCCAAGUCGGAGGAAUUGAGAAAGAUGCUCGGCCGUGGACGUGCCCAAAGCCGAUCUGCCUCGUCGAGUACUACGAGUGUGGUGACUGAGCCGCAGGCUGACGAAGACAUCCCUCUGCUCUUCAGGAGAUACACGGAGAAGUACCCGUAUGGGAAUGUGCACAUGGCUCUCCGCGUUGGCCCUCUUGUCAUUGAGAAUGGAGUUUCCCAUACUAAAGGAGGUGCUCUUGUGUCGGUUCGGGAGAUGCCCAUCUUCCACGAGCGUUUUCAUCUACAGACGCUUCCCCAGAGAGACCUUGCCAUCGAUGGAGGUUCCGACCGUAGACUCUGGCAGCGCAAGCGGCAUGUUAAUGCCCCUAAGAGAUACAAGGCCAUGAUGAAGCAGGUAGUGGGCGCCCCCUUCAGUGGUGUCCUUCCUCACGACGAAGAGCUUCAAGUUGUCAAGGACAUCAUCGCCGCGAGUCAACUGUCAUUCGACGACCCCGGCCUCCCGACAGCAGAUCAAAUCCAGAUCCUCUCUUCAGACAUUCAGCCAGCCCUGGAGAAGCUCAAGGUACUUCUCGAGAGCAGGGUCAAGAAGUAUCUCAGCAGCAUCGCAGAGCGUCUCCUCGAUAAGAACGUCGCUCUUGCUUGGAGCGCAACACAUAACAACUGUCAGACGUUUUGUGAUUCUCUCAUCGACCAGAGCCUCUUCAAACCUCUGCUGAACGGUCCUGCUACGGGGCUUGACGCUGGAGCCUAUCCUCUCUACAGCAUGAGUUUCAUGUGUCCGGACGAGGGCUACAGACAACGCGGCGUUCGCACAAAGUACGAUGUCCCGUUUGGACUCACAGAGGAGUACCUCCUACGCUUCCACUUUGGGCGGCAUGACGAUGCCGACAUAAUCGACACUUACCAAGAGUACUGGUAUGACUGGGGAGCAUUUGGUGGGACUCUGUAUAAAUACCAGGACUUGUUCCCCUGGGACUGCACUGAGGCGUACGAGAGAUAUCCCACAAAGUGCGGUGGCUGUAACCUCGCCAAGCAUGUCUGGGCAUUCCCCUUUGACUCUUGGUCCAUGGCCUCUCUUCACCUAUCACGAGAUCGUCACAUGUAUGCGCCUGCAACAACAGACAAGGACAUGACGGCGGUGGGCGAAGGAGCUAGUACAAGCUCAUGGAUGAGGAAUCGACUCACGGUCCUCUCUGCAACGUCGAUCCUCAACCGAGCUGCUACGGCGAUGGCUCGCACUCGUGAGCUCCAAAAGGCCACUGCAUGGCUCCACGACAGUGAGUUGCGGCCGGACCUAGACCCGUCCCUGAUACGCGUCAAGCUGGGAGGUAUCCACCGAGCCCAGCCCUUCAGCCACCACUUCGAAGCCGGUACCUACAAGCACUUUUUCGUGGCUCCUUGGACAAUACGGCCGAGACAAGAGCAGGUUGAGAAUUACGAGAAUCUGCGUGACCAACGAGCCGCCAUGGCGGAUGUCCCAGUGCGGGCCUUCAACUCUCGCUACCCACUGAGCACGACGCCUGAAGAGACGCCCUAUAGGGGAUUUGAGGGCUUCUGGGCGCUCGACGACCAAACAGGAGGGGAGUCCAUGUGGAAAUCGGACAACGGGAACGCCAAGUGCAUCAAGGAAGAGGUAUCAUGUAAAAACGUGCCCAUGGACGACGUCAAGCCUAAUGAUUGCUUCUCAGACUCGCACAUCGCUCCGACAGGUGUCAAACCUCCCAUCGUUACCUGCGGAGGAGGAUGCGGAAGUUCCUCGCCCAGGGCGGCGGAUUGUGCGAGCGCCGAGACCAUCAAGGCUGCUGCUGCUGAGGAGGCGUCGUAUAAUCACUCGAGCAGCGGAGGUGGAGGAACGACUUCUAGCUGUGGAGGAGGAAGUUCGAGUUGUGGAGGGGGAGGGAGUUCAAGUUGUGGGGGUGGUAGUAGUUGCGGCGGUGGUUCAGGCUGGUAG
Fusarium keratoplasticum is the source of this 3009-nucleotide messenger RNA. RefSeq lists its product as uncharacterized. The record is from RefSeq and is a predicted model, not a curated record. Bases 1 to 3009 code for a protein of 1002 amino acids. Lineage: Eukaryota; Fungi; Ascomycota; Sordariomycetes; Hypocreales; Nectriaceae. The transcript has 6 exons.